GGGCCUGCCCAAGAUGGCGGUGCAGGUGGUGCAGGCGGUUCAUCUGGAGUCCGACGCAUUUCUAGUGUGUCUCAACCAUGCUCUGAGCACGGAGAAGGAGGAGGUGAUGGGGCUGUGUAUCGGGGAGUUGAAUGAUGACACAAGGACUGACUCAAAAUUUGCAUAUGCUGGGACUGAGCUGCGAACAGUUGAAAAGGUUGACACAGUGAAGAUUAUUCACAUUCAUUCUGUCAUCAUCUUGCGGCGCUCCGACAAGAGGAAGGAUCGUGUGGAAAUUUCUCCCGAGCAGCUGUCUGCGGCUUCAACAGAGGCAGAGAGAUUGGCUGAACUAACAGGUCGCCCCAUGAGAGUUGUGGGCUGGUAUCAUUCCCAUCCUCAUAUAACUGUUUGGCCUUCCCAUGUUGAUGUUCGCACACAAGCCAUGUACCAGAUGAUGGAUCAAGGCUUUGUAGGGCUGAUUUUUUCCUGUUUCAUAGAAGAUAAAAACACAAAGACUGGCCGGGUCCUCUACACUUGCUUCCAGUCCAUACAGGCCCAAAAGAGCUCAGAGUCCCCUCAUGGUCCACGAGACUUCUGGAGCUCCAGCCAGCACAUCUCCAUUGAGGGCCAGAAAGAAGAGGAAAGGUAUGAGAGAAUGGAAAUCCCAAUCCACAUUGUGCCUCACGUCACCAUUGGGAAGGCGUGCCUUGAAUCAGCGGUUGAGCUGCCUAAGAUCCUGUGCCAAGAGGAGCAGGACGCCUACCGGAGGAUUCACAGCCUUACACAUCUGGACUCAGUAACCAAGAUCCAUAAUGGGUCAGUGUUUACCAAGAACCUGUGCAGUCAGAUGUCAGCAGUCAGCGGCCCUCUCCUGCAGUGGCUGGAGGACAGAUUGGAGCAAAACCAACAGCAUUUGCAGGAGUUACAACAGGAAAAGGAAGAACUUAUGCAAGAGCUGUCUUCCCUAGAAUAAGCCAGGAGGCCUGAUGGGG
Messenger RNA from Orycteropus afer afer, 971 nucleotides. RefSeq names its product BRCA1/BRCA2-containing complex subunit 3 (gene BRCC3). Gene Ontology annotation, biological process: double-strand break repair. The record is from RefSeq and is a predicted model, not a curated record. Gene Ontology annotation, cellular component: BRCA1-A complex; BRISC complex. Gene Ontology annotation, molecular function: metallopeptidase activity; cysteine-type deubiquitinase activity; polyubiquitin modification-dependent protein binding. Lineage: Eukaryota; Metazoa; Chordata; Mammalia; Tubulidentata; Orycteropodidae.